CGGUUGACAUUUAGCGGGAAUCACGUGAUUCACAAACAGAUUGAGAUACAACUUGUGUCCGUGUUGACCUCGAACGGCUGUGUGAAUGGGUGCCGUGAGGUUUUGAUACAAGUACAACAAAUGUAUUUUUUUAUCAAUCAAUUGGUGAUCGUGUUGUUUGACAGUUAAUGUUGACAAGCCAACGAAGAGUUGACGCAGUCUUUCAAGAUUAGUUGACACUUCCACGUUUUAGAGAUAAUUAACUUUUUCCCUAUGAAGGGAAGCGAUUUAAAGUAAAAUAGGCUAUGGCUUCCAACAUGGCAGCCAUUAUUUUUCGUCGUGUCAAUUUUUGCGGAAACAACGCAUUGAAAGAGUGUCUUUAAAACAUCGUGUUUUAUCUUUUCAUGGUGUGAAUUUCUGAAGCGAGAUGACAUGUUCGUGUGCUUGUAAUGUAGAGAUGUGCACUUGUUUUACAGUGUUCCAUUUCUGACCAUCUGUUGCAACUUGUUUACAAAAUGUGCACAGUUUGCAAAGCCUGCAUUGUCCGAUACCUGGAGUCGAAUAAGUAUUGCCCAAUAUGUGAUGUUCAAGUGCACAAAACAAAACCACUUCAAAAUAUCCGUGCUGACAAAACCUUGCAAAAUAUGGUUUAUAAACUGGUUCCAGGCUUGUACCAAAAUGAAAUGCAUCGUAGACGUGACUUCUAUGCUAAACAUCUUGAAGCAAUUCCUACAAGUAAUGAAGAUGGAGGAGAAGUCAGUGAGAAUUCAGAUAUAUAUACACCUGAUGAAUCAUUCAGUUUAUCAUUACAGUACCUAAAUACUGAAGAAGAUGACUUUUCUGGGGAGUAUUCAAAUAGACGCUUCCUGAGAUGUCCAGCUGCUGUCACAGUAUGUCACCUGCAGAAACUGAUACGUGCAAAGUUCGGUCUUUCAAUAGAGCACAGAGUUGAUGUUCUGUGCAUGGGGGAAACUCUUCAAGAAAAUUUAACUCUCAUGGAUAUUGCAUAUAUAUACAGAUGGAAAAGGGUGAAAAUUGUUACUGGAAGUUUUGAUGGGAGUGUGCAACAAUACAUUGGUUUACAACGAUCCAAAGCAAAGAUGGUGGAAACAACAAUGAUCGUAGGAGACGUGGCAGGACAGGAUUGGCUCAAGUGGGGCAGUAUAAAAUGGGAUGGCAUGAAAGGGCCACUUCAUUUAAAUUAUUGCAUUUUUGAGAGUCGUGUCAAGAGACUGAAGUUGGAACAUAACAGCAUCACAAAUAACCAAACUUCUGAAGAAAUGGAGUGUUCCAAUCCAUCUAAAACCUUUGAUUUGGAUAUCAUAGAUAAUUUUCAGAUCGUCUUGAACACCCACGAGUUAGAUAAAAUGAAGUGUAAUGCAUUGAAAAGUUAUGAUCAAGUUUCUCAAGAUGAAAAUAAAAAUAAAUGGAAAGAAGUUCAAAUUCAAAUUAGUGAGAAUGGCAUCAUGAGUGUUACAGAUAUUUCUGUGGAACAGAAUAAUAACAAUAGUGAAAUACCUCAUGAUUUUCAAAUGCCGGUUGUGAAUGAUGUACAAAAUAAAGUUUGUGAUGCACAUAAAACUACAAAUCCUUCCUCAGUAUUAUCUCCUAGCAAAGGAGAGAAGGACAGAGUUGAAUCUGAUCAGGGUAGAGCUUCUGUGAAGGAGGAAAUGGUAAGUUCUGCUUGCCCAGAAGACCAUGGCAAGGAUGCUUCCGCAAGCUGGACAACUACACCAACUCAGCAUCAAGAUAUGCCGUUUACAGGCUGUGUUAAGAAGGGAAUUGAAACUAUUGUGCCUGUUCGGAGUGAGCUUUCAUCUUCAUUACCCUUGCCAUCUGCAUUAUUGCCUCUGUCAUCAGCUGUGCCUACUGCAAGUGAUGCAAAAAUGCUCUCCAAAGCUGAAGAAACUUCUUUGCUUGCACCAAAGAAUGAAAAUAGUUUGACAACAGACCCAAUUAAUAGCAAAGACAAAGAUUCACAUAAAAGUACUGAAAAACGUGCAUUUUGUACAGUUAAUGAAUCCGUGUCUGUAAAGACUAUGCGCCCAGAUUUCAAAGCAAAUAUGAAGAGGAAUAUUUCUUCCAGAGAUGAGUUAAAACCAAGUACUCCAUCUACAAAUAAUGGGUCAAGUUUUAGUAAUAUUAAUGCAAAAAAACCACAUGCUGUUUGUGCACCAGUAGGUUACAAGACUUUGAAAACACCUCCCAAAAGUUGGAAUCCAAGCAUUUCCCAUUGCAAUAUUCAAUCUGCAAAAGCAAAUCCUUUGUUAUGUGGUUCAGAGGGAAGUGCUAUAUAUGCAAAAAGCAAUUCUGGGAAUGGAAAAAGUGGUAUAAAUAUUGCUCAGAGUAAUCCAACUUUUAAGCAUUCUCUUGAGAACCCAGUAUCAAAGCCAGCUCGUAUAUUUAAAACUAGGAAUGUUCCCAGGUAUUUAGGUAAUCCUGCAUCUGGUGUGAAACCCAUGUUCCAAGCUGUCACAAUUGCUAAUACUUCCAGUAAAGUUGAAAACAGUUCAACAUCUACAUUAACAACUUCAUUUCCAAAGUCUUCUAGUUUGACAGUAACAAAAAUUGAUCCUAAAACCUUAUGCCCAAUUACAGUUGGUAGUUCCAAUGUUUCUGUAUAUCCCAGUCCAUUUUUGUCAAAUUCUUCUAAUAUGAGUUCAGUGUCUUCUGCAGUUUGUUCUUCUGCUUUUCCUCAUUCAAUUACAAGUACAAAAAAUCAAGUAUAUUCUCAACUCCAUAAUUCAAUGACCUCAAUUUCAAAAGGAAUUAUCUCAACACAUUCACCAUUUACACAGUCUUCUAAUAAUCUUAUGAAUCCAUCAAAGCCAGUUAUUAGUGUUGGUGGUGUUAUACCAAGAAGUUCUUGUCAAACAAUAAGUACUAAUCCACUUACUCCUAGCAUUUCUAAGAAUGCUCCGCAUCUUUUAUAUGUUUUUUCUGGAAAUGCUAAUAAGAUGGCCACUCCUCUUGCUAGGAGCAAUAUUGCUCCUAGUACUACAAUUGGGGCCUUUCAUCCAUUACCUCCCCCUGUCAACAUGCUCUUCAAUCCACACCUUCAGCAUCAUCGAAUACAAAACCAGUGUGUCAGUACAUCGAGUCAAACACCUACACCAUCUAUUCAGAGGGUGCCAGCUUCCAACUUCCAUCAAAAAUUCAGUAUUGGUAAUCUCAACAGUGGAAUUAGUAACAAAGGUGGUAAUUGUAAUAGUACACCCGAGAGAAUGAAAGAGGAAUGUGAAGGAAAGGAAUCUCUUCAUAAUUAUCCAUCCGGAAUAAGUUGUCAUUUUUCGACAAAUAUGAGUAUGUUUAGAAACAGUUCUGGUAACAAGAGUCCCAUUAGUAGUAACAGAAAUAAUUCAGAAGGCAUCAAGAACUCAGAAUCUGUUUCCGUAAGUUCUAGUGCUGAUUUCACUACUUGUACAACCACUAUUACAAACAGUAACGUCACUUCAAGUACCCUUACCACCCCAACAUCGACCACCACCACUGCUACUGUUUGCACAUCUGCCACUCCUAGUUCACUGAAUAUCACCACCCCUUAUUCUCUUGCGAGUAGUACAGCUGCUAUCAACACAAAAGUAACAACUUUUGUUAAUAGUAUUAAGCCUGGUGGUUCUUUUAAUGGUAUUUCAACCUCUGGCACUAUGCCAAUUUCUGUUCCUGGUUUUACUUCAUCUGCCACCUUAUCUGCUUCUACUCCUCUAACUAUGUCCACUUCUACAAAAUUCAUGACUUCCAAGGCAAAAAGCCAUUCUGCCUUUGACUCUUGUUCCACUACACCAUCUAGUGCCGUAGGUAUCUUAUCAGGCCCUUCUAUUUCAGUUUCAGCUGCUGCUGUUCCUGCAUGUUCUAAGUUAUCAUCUCUUGCCAGUUCUGGUUCUACUUUGAUAGCCUCCAUGGCUCCUGUUCAUAACAUGUCUGCUCACACCUUUUCCACUCAAUGUAAUUCUUCCUCAAAAACUGUGUCUAUUUCUGCUUUCCCCUCCACUUCAUCUAAUGUACCUACAGUAUCUGCAUCUCUUCCUGUUAGUCAUGUAUUACCAGUAACAUUUCCCCCAUAUAAGAACACAAGUAGCUCAUUUCCUGUAGAUGUUCCAUUAGUUACAAAUGUUUCAGGUAAUUGCAUUUCAUCAACAAUUCCUACUGGCUCAUUGGUUCCUAGAACAAUUGCAAUUCCUGCUCCUUCAACAGCCCUCAAAUUGAUUACCUCUAUGACGAGUCCUUUAUCAGCUACAAGUGCUACUGCUAGCACAGUUUUUGCAUCUUCUCCUAAAGGCUGUGCCACAUGCUUUGAUAUUCCUUUUACAGUUUGUUCUACUACUACCACUACUGCUGCUGCUGCUACUAAUACUACUACUACUACUACUACUACUACUACUACUACUACUACUUCUUCUUCAGUUAAAGAUGAUAUUCCUAAUGUGUCAUGUAGUAAUAUGAUGACUACUUCUGCUUCUGCUUCUAAUAGUUCUACUUCAACAGAUGCUAAUUCAAGUACUGUUUCUUCUAAGUUUACUUCUUGUAAUACCUCAAAAACUAUUGUUGCAACUAUAGCUUCUACUACCUCUACGGCCAAUACUGUUGCUGUUUCCACUUCUAUUCCUAUUAUUUCUUUUGUUUCUACUGCUGCUUCAAUUGCUCCUACAUCUACUGAUUCUAUUAUUACAUCUACUUCUGUUACUGCUGGUCUCACCACUAUUACUUCUAUUUCAACAGAUGUAAAAGAAGCAUUAACUACUAAACAACCGGCAACGAUCAUGAGAACAAUACCAAUUACUGUGACAUCUGCAAGUGCAGUAAAAUGCUCUGUUACUGCCGAAAACACUUUGAAUAUUUCCAGUGCAUCUCAGUCUUCUACAAAAAGUGAAUGUAUCAAUAUUCAGAAAUGUGACAGAAAAGAUUAUGGUUGUAGUGCCAUACCAGUUGUGACUUCAAAGGUAUUAUCUGGUACAUCCCUUAGCAUAAUUGCUGCACACUCAAAUUCUGUCAAAUUAAGGGAAUCGGAACAGAAACAAAGCCAUAAGGAUGAGAGAGUAGAUCCUCUACCAGAGAAAAUUUCAUCUCUUCUGGCAAUUCACAACAAUGUACAGAAAGACCAUCUCAAGCACAAUGAAUGCACUGAAAGGUUGUGUUCUCCCAUGGGUGAGAAUUUUGUACAGCUUUCUAAUGAAGAAAUUAGUGUUAAUAACAACGUAUUGAAUCCAUCUGAGACAGGAAAUGUUAGUGGAAAAUCUUGUGAAGAUUUUCCAAUAAUGCAGUGUGAUACUAAAAUGCAGAUAAAUAAAGUUGAUGCAGUUGAACAUGAUGUAAAUAAAACAGCAGACAAUAAAUUAGAUAUGUCUAAAAGAAGUGAAGAUUCAGUAUUGUGUAAGGAUGCAGCAUCAGGCAUUCAGUGUAAUAAUAAUUAUGCUAAUUAUGUAAGUAGUGAAAGUUAUACAUGUGAACGUGUUGCCUUGAACAAUAGAGAGUAUUGUAAAAAGGUUGAUGUGCAUGGAAAAUGUACAGUUAUAGGUUCAGAAACAUUUACAAAAAAUGACAAUAAAGUUAGUACUUCAACCAAAGUUGCUGCUGACAGCAAACCUCAGGCAGCAUCAAAAGCAGAGAAAAAUGUAAAUAUUAGUGACAAUGAACAGAAGUGCAGCAAUACCCUGAAAACAGAGUCCCACAAUGUAUGA
Messenger RNA from Gryllus bimaculatus (two-spotted cricket), 5657 nucleotides. The record is from the annotation of a GenBank genome assembly. Lineage: Eukaryota; Metazoa; Arthropoda; Insecta; Orthoptera; Gryllidae.